CUCCUCUCGCACGCCAGGGCCGUCCCUCGCGCUCUCAGGUUCGUUCUCCACCCUCUUGCGCCUUGAUCCCCCCCCCACUCUUCCAUGGCCCCGCCUCUCGCACUCCAGGCCCGCCCGUGCGCUCUCGGGUUCCUCUCUCCACCCACUGGUGCCAAGCCUCGCCCCGCGCCAGGGCCCCUCCCCCGCGUGCCCUCGGGAGUCCCGGGGAGGAGUUGCCGCGCGGAGGAGGCGUGGCCGCGGUGCCUGCGGAGGCGCGAGCGGCGCGGCCGGGACUUUGGCUUUGACACCGACUGCGAGCGGGAGCCGUUCGGCUGGUGCUGGGUCUGGACUGGCUCUGGCGGAUCCCGCGCCCGAGUUGGGCGCAGGACUUUUUGCCGGGGUAAACGCAACUGCGGCGCCGCCGCAAGUCCCGGUGCAGCCUCGGCGGCGGAUUUCGCCGCCGCUGCCGCCGCCUCCGAGCAGCCCUGCGGCUUCUAUUCACUCUGGGAGAGCGAUGCUAAGUUUCUCCCAUAGAAAGAGCCGGGACACGCAGACCGAAGCGGCGUAGGCGGCUUCCAGGGCCUGACCAGUGAUCCGCACCCGCGCGGACGCCUAGGCUGGAGGCAGGGGGCCCGCGCUGUCCCGGGCUGGGCUCAGGCUUCCGAGCCGCAGGUGGAAGAGGAACCGGCGCCCCGCAGAGCGGCCGAGAGGCGGCCAAGUGAAAGGUAAUUUUGGACACGCCAGGCAUGGAAGAUUCGGUGUUUGUCUAUAGUAACCUCUUCGGACCCUGAAUCCUGCACCUUCCGUUUUUCUGUGCUUGUACGGCCUACUGGGCUUCCUCCCUAGCCAGAGAGCUCUUCUGCAGUGGUGCGGCCUUCCCGGGAGCCUGAUCCUGGAGGACCAUGGGGAGCACCCUGGGCUGCCACCGCUCCAUCCCCAGGGACCCCUCGGACCUGUCCCAUAGCCGCAAGUUCAGCGCAGCCUGUAACUUCAGCAACAUCCUAGUGAAUCAGGAGCGGCUCAACAUCAACACUGCCACGGAGGAGGAGCUGAUGACCCUGCCUGGGGUGACGCGUGCCGUGGCACGCAGCAUCGUGGAGUACCGAGAGUAUAUCGGUGGCUUCAAGAAGGUGGAGGACCUGGCAUUGGUCAGUGGUGUAGGCGCCACCAAGCUGGAGCAGGUCAAGUUUGAGAUCUGUGUGAGCAGCAAGGGCAGCUCAGCGCAGCACUCUCCCAGUUCCCUGCGGCGGGACCUGCUAGCGGAGCAGCAGCCUCACCACCUGGCCACAGCUGUGCCCCUCACCCCACGUGUUAACAUCAACACAGCCACCCCGGCCCAGCUCAUGAGCGUGCGAGGCCUCUCGGAGAAAAUGGCCCUCAGCAUCGUGGACUUCCGCCGUGAGCAUGGGCCCUUUCGCAGCGUUGAGGACCUAGUGAGGAUGGAUGGUAUCAAUGCCGCCUUCCUGGACAGGAUACGGCACCAGGUGUUUGCUGAGAGGUCCAGGCCCCCAUCCACCCACACGAACGGGGGACUGACCUUCACCGCCAAGCCUCACCCGAGCCCCACUUCCUUGAGCCUGCAGAGUGAGGACCUGGACCUGCCGCCGGGGGGGCCCACCCAGAUUAUCUCCACUCGGCCCUCCGUGGAGGCCUUUGGAGGCACAAGGGACGGGAGGCCUGUGCUGAGGCUGGCCACCUGGAACUUGCAGGGCUGUUCCGUGGAGAAGGCCAACAACCCCGGGGUGCGAGAGGUGGUGUGCAUGACACUCCUGGAAAACAGCAUCAAGCUUCUAGCUGUGCAAGAACUGCUUGACAGAGAGGCCUUGGAAAAGUUCUGCACGGAGCUAAACCAGCCGACCCUGCCCAACAUCCGCAAGUGGAAGGGGCCCCGGGGAUGCUGGAAGGCUGUUGUUGCUGAGAAGCCCUCGAAUCAGCUCCAGAAGGGAGCUGGGUAUGCAGGAUUCCUAUGGGACGCGGCUGCCGGCAUGGAGCUGAGAGACGCGGGCUCACAGGAGAGCUCGCCCAGCAACGGGCACGGGAAGCCGGCGGGCCCCAGCCCAUACCUCGGGCGGUUCAAGGUGGGAAGUCACGACCUGACCCUUGUUAACCUUCACCUGGCAGCCCUGACCCUCCUGGGGAGCGAGAAUCCCAGCAAGAAUCACAGUGAUGGCCACCGGUUGGCGAGCUUUGCACAGACCCUACAGGAAACCCUGAAAGGAGAAAAGGAUGUCAUUAUCUUAGGGGAUUUUGGCCAAGGGCCAGACAGCAAUGACUAUGAUAUCCUGAGGAAAGAAAAGUUCCACCACCUGAUCCCCGCGCACACCUUCACCAACAUCAGCACCAAGAACCCUCAAGGCUCGAAGUCUCUGGACAACAUCUGGAUCAGUAAAAGCUUAAAGAAGGUUUUCACAGGUCACUGGGCUGUGGUGAGAGAAGGCCUCACGAACCCUUGGAUUCCGGAUAACUGGUCUUGGGGCGGGGUGGCUUCUGAACACUGCCCAGUGCUAGCCGAGCUCUACACUGAAAAGGACUGGAGCAAGAAGGACGCCCCUCGGAACGGCAGUGGGGUGGCCUUGGAGCGAAGUGAAGCCAACAUCAAGCACGAGCGAUGAUGACACCAAAUCCAUGUGUCCACCCUGGGACCCAGGGGGGCACAGCCAAGGAGUGAGCCCUGCAGGGUGACACUUCAGGGCAGAACUGCCUUUUAAUUUUUAUUCUCAGAGCAUCAGCACUUGAGGCCUUGCCCCACGCCUUCUCUGUGGACCAUUCAGGACCUCCAGUGGGGGUGGCGUGCCAGGCGCAUACCCCACCAGGUGGGCAAAGCAGAAACCUGCGGGGAGCGGAGACGCCUUUUAUCUCUGGAUGCCACAGACCUGAGCGGCAUUGGGCUGGCUGUCCGCUGCUGACUGGAUGGCAGCACAAGGACAAUAUGAGCAGAGGGAGGAGAAGAAGGGGUGCUCAGGCUGCGGGCCACAGUCCAGCAGCGCCAGAAGCACUCAUUUCUGACCACCAGGCUAUGACGUUCCUGCUGCGCAUUACAGAAAGCUUUUAACUGUGGUCAGGCACUCUGCUCAGAUACAUUGAGUGGCGAUUUUUAGUUUUGUUUUGAAAAAAUAAACAGAUUAACCUGC
This is a messenger RNA of Pan troglodytes (chimpanzee), 3110 nucleotides long. RefSeq names its product endonuclease/exonuclease/phosphatase family domain containing 1 (gene EEPD1). Gene Ontology annotation, molecular function: DNA binding; catalytic activity. NCBI's taxonomy places the organism in Eukaryota, Metazoa, Chordata, Mammalia, Primates, Hominidae. Gene Ontology annotation, biological process: DNA repair. The transcript has 8 exons. The record is from RefSeq and is a predicted model, not a curated record. Bases 882 to 2591 code for a protein of 569 amino acids. Gene Ontology annotation, cellular component: plasma membrane.